Messenger RNA from Agrilus planipennis (emerald ash borer), 947 nucleotides. RefSeq lists its product as uncharacterized. Lineage: Eukaryota; Metazoa; Arthropoda; Insecta; Coleoptera; Buprestidae. The transcript is spliced from 4 exons. The coding region runs from base 58 to 783 and encodes 241 amino acids. The record is from RefSeq and is a predicted model, not a curated record.
GAAUAGAAUGAUUACAGUUAUAAAAACACGUACACAAACUAAAAAGUAAUUAUCAGAAUGCCAAAAAUAGUAACAGUCGGCUUUCUUUUAGUAUUUUGUGCAGUUUUUUUUGACAGCGUUCAAGGACAUGGUUUGCUGAUAGAUCCCCCUAACAGAAGCUCCUUGUGGAGAUUCUUCAGUUACUUGCCGGUAAAUUACAACGAUAACCAAAACUUUUGCGGAGGAUUUGGAGUUCAGUGGUACCAGAACGAGGGUAAAUGUGGUGUAUGUGGUGACAACUACGCCGAUCCACAACCAAGAAAUAACGAAAAUACGGGAACAUAUGGGAACGGGGUAGUUACCGCUCAAUACCUGGCCGGUUCUAUUUUAAAUGUCACCGUUUUAUUAACAGCCAACCACUUAGGAUACUUUACCUACAGUAUAUGCGCCUUGAAGGAUCCCAAUGCCCAUGAGCCUGAAGAAUGUUUCGUUGAUCUACCAUUAAUAGAUGGCACUUACAAGCAUUCAGUAGAUUCCGAAGUGAACAUAUAUGUUAAUCAAAUUCAAUUACCAGCAAAUUUGACUUGUGACAGAUGUGUGUUACGUUGGCAUUAUAAUACAGGAAACUCAUGGGGAUUCUGCAAUAACGGUACUUCUGGUAUAGGUUGCGGACCACAAGAAGUAUUUAGAUCAUGUUCCGAUAUCAGCGUCAUUGAAAGCGACGAAAAUUACGACGGCAAAGUAGUAGAAAACUUCAACGUUAUCUCAUCUAAGCUGAACGCCGUAGCCAAUUCAUUAAGGUAGUCGCAUAUAGCACCCAAUAAUGAAGCAAGAUUAAAGGUGUAGGUAGCUAUAUUAAAUGACAAACGUUAUAAACAGUAAACUCUUGUAUAUAUUAGGUAUUAACUUUUCCGCAGAUAUGAAAUUGUAAAUUUUCUCUAUUUUAUAUGAAUAAACGUAAAAAUGUG